Molecule: messenger RNA, 3243 nt
Organism: Eptesicus fuscus (big brown bat)
Lineage: Eukaryota; Metazoa; Chordata; Mammalia; Chiroptera; Vespertilionidae
Gene: TYSND1
Product: trypsin like peroxisomal matrix peptidase 1
Exons: 4
Coding region: 113-1813 (566 amino acids)
Biological process (GO): protein processing; regulation of fatty acid beta-oxidation
Cellular component (GO): peroxisome
Molecular function (GO): serine-type endopeptidase activity
Source: RefSeq, a predicted model, not a curated record
GCGCCGCUCGCUUCCAGCUCUAGGCGGCGCUGUGUGGGGUCCGCAGGUGCCGAUCGGGGUUCUCGCUAGCUCCCCGGUUCUCCGGGAAGCCGGGGUGCACCGUCCCUGAGGCAUGGGGCGACAGUGGGGGCCCGCCAUGAGGGCAGCCGAGCAGGCGGGCUGCGUGGUGAGCGCCUCCCGGGCCGGGCAGCCCGAGGCGGACUCCUGGAGCUGCAGCGGGGUGAUCCUGAGCCGCAGCCCGGGCCUGGUGCUGUGCCACGGGGGCAUCUUCACCCCCUUUCUGCGGGCCGGCAGCGGGGCGCUGACUGCGGCCGGCGCCGCCUUCCUGCCCGGCGACAGUUGUAGCGACGACCUGCGCCUGCACGUGCAGUGGAGCCCAACGGCCGCGAGUCCCGCGGGUCGCGCGGAGCGGGGCCGCCCUGGGCUGUGCACGCCCCAGUGUGCGGGCCUGGAGCCCGGCCCGCCGGCCCGGCCCCGCGGGCAGCCCCUGCGGCCCCCGCGCCCCGCCGAGCUGCUGCUGCUGCUGAGCUGCCCGGCCUUCCGGGCCCACUUCGCGCGCCUCUUCGGGAGCGAGCCGGCCGAGCAGUGGCGCUUCGCGAGCGCGGCGCCGGACGAGGAAGUGUCGGAGGACGAGGAGGAGGAUCAGCUGCGGGCGCUGGGCUGGUUCGCGCUGCUGCGCGUGAGGCACGACCCCGAGGAGGAGGCGGACGGGCGCGGGACGGCACUGGCCGUGGCGCCGCUCGGGGCCGUGCCCAAGGGCGCGUCGCUGCUGGCCUGUGGCUCCCCGUUCGGGUCCUUCUGCCCCGACAUCUUCCUCAAUACGCUCAGCCGCGGCGUCCUCAGCAACGCGGCGGGCCCGCUCCUGCUCACCGAUGCGCGCUGCCUGCCCGGUACCGAGGGCGGCGGCGUGUUCGCGGUGCGCCCCGCGGGGGCCCUGGUGGCGCUGGUGGCGGCGCCCCUCUGUUGGAAGGCCCGCGAGUGGGUGGGCCUCACGCUGCUCUGCGCGGCCGCGCCUCUCCUCCGCGCCGCCCGUGCCGGCCUCGGCCGCCUGUGCCCCGACGCCGCUUCCCUGGCCGCUCUCCUGCCGCCCGACGUGGGCGCCCCGUGGGGCCUGCCCCUCCGAGACCCUGGGCCCCCGUGGGCAGCUGCGGCCGUGCUGGUGGAGUGUGGCACCGUCUGGGGCUCCGGAGUGGUCGUGGCGCCCCGCCUCGUGGUGACCUGCCGGCAUGUGGCCCCCUGCGAGACGGCCAGAGUCCUGGUGCGCCCCACCACCCCCAAGAGUGCCAAGAUCUGGGGACGUGUGGUGUUUGCCACCCAGGAGACGUCUCCGUAUGACAUAGCAGUGGUGAGCCUGGAGGAAGACCUAGAGGGUGUCCCUGUGCCUGUGCCCACUGAGCAUUUCUACGAAGGCGAGGCUGUCAGCGUGGUGGGCUUCGGCGUUUUUGGCCAGGCUUGCGGGCCCUCGGUGACCUCGGGCAUCCUGUCGGCUGUGGUGCAGGUGGAUGACGCACCGGUGAUGCUGCAGACCACAUGUGCUGUGCAUGGCGGCUCCAGUGGGGGACCCCUCUUCUCUACCUGCUCAGGGGACCUCCUGGGGAUUGUCGCCAGCAACACCCGGGACAAUAACACCGGGGCCACCUACCCGCACCUGAACUUCAGCAUCCCCAUCACCGUGCUCCAGCCGGGCCUGCGGCGGUACAGCCAGACGGGCGACAUGGGCGGGCUCCGAGAGCUGGACCACACUGCCGAGCCAGUGAGGGUGGUGUGGCGGCUGCAGCGGCCCCUGGCAGAGGCCCCGCGGAGCAAGCUCUGAGCCCGUGUCACCCCCGUGAGAGAAGAGCGGCCAUUCUGUGCCGUGGGAGGUGCGAAGGUGAUGGCAGCCUCGGAUCCUGACACGGCAACCCAGCUGGGCGGAACCCCCAUCAGCACCCGCUGUGCUUGGCUCUGGAGUCUGGAUCCAUUUCUCCUCAGCCCCAUGGGCCUCCAAGCCAGUAGACCCUUUUGGGGUGCUCUCUCCAGCCUUCACCCCCUCUGCUCCCUGGCAGUAGACACAGCUCUGUUGUUCCCCAUCUAGGGGGGCCCAGCACAGCUGCACAGAGUCCUGGUCCUGACAGACAUGUUGGCUGGCAGGCAGGCCCAGCCCUGGGUUCGAGUCUCCCCGUCUCCCGAUGGGCACUGGCUGCCCUGCUCUCCGUCAGAAUCAGCAGCUGACAGAGCACUGGCGCGUCCUCAGAAAACCUCGGCACACAGAGGCUCUGCUCUGGAGACCAGAGGGAAAGGAGAGCGACAUCUGUCUCCCUGCUCUGCCAGACCUUUGGGGAGACAGAGUCCCCGAAAGUCAGGACUCCUGGGUCUCCACAUGUCGUGUCCAUGACCCACGGGGCACUCUGCCACAGUGCCUUAAUUUUCCAGCCCAUCCAAUGGGUCUCAGGGAUCUUGGCGGGAGGCGGGGAGAGGAUUCUAAGGUGUCUGGUUGGGGUUUGGGAAUAAACAGAACCUGUGGAAGGAACGGUAUACUUGUAUGAAUCAGAUUCUUUCCCCCUUUCUGUUUUGAGAAUUGAAUUGGGAAGAACAAGCGCCAGGCACAGAAACACCUUCUCUGUGCGGCUUUCUCAGUGCCGUUUGCUCUCACAGGAUAUUCUCCUGCCAAACUGGCCCUUCUACUGCCUCUGGCCCCUGGAAAUUCAGACGACAGUCCUUUGUUAGGCCAGGAGCCCUGAAGUUCACUUCCAGAGCGAUAGGCCCCGUUGAGUGGGGUGAACUGCCUCGGAAAGGGCACGAGGGGUUGCACCGAGCCCCUCUUCCCUCUCUUGGAUCAAGGUGUCUGGUUGCCAAAGUGUUGAAUGACAGACAGAAUCUUCCCGGGUUCAUGGUUUGGGGUAGAUCUUUGGAGAUGGGCCACCAGCUCUGAUAAGCCAUGCCCCAAGCCCAGUGUGGGGCCACUAUACACCUCUCCUCUCCCCGGCCUCAGGUCUGUGCCGUGAUUUUAGCAUCCUGCCUUUGCACCCUGCCCGUUGGAACUCAUCGGUAGAGGCCCAGAGCUUUCAAUCAAUCUUCCUUGACCUUCCCAAGCCCCAGGGCAGGCGGUAGCACUGCCUGUAGCUCUCCGUCUCCCACAGGGCCAGGGCAUGUGCCCAGUAAAUUUCCAAUGCUUGUUGGACUCACAGUUGAGACUCUCCUUUGCCUGCUGUGACCUCUGGCCCCCUUAGGAAUGAUGCCCUGCUGAGGGGUUUCCUGGCUUUA